AUUUCCGACAACGGUCACACACUGAUUAUUAUUUUUUCUUGUAGCCGACUUAUUGUUUUGAUUUUGGUUAAUUAAUUGCCAGCAAUCAGCUUAAAUUGUGUGUUAAAUAGAAGGGCAACUGGGCAGUCACAAUAUGGAGGCGGUGCCGCGUUUGCAUAUGCUGUGGUUCGCCCUGAAAUCGAGUCCCGAGGGAACCUCCUUUGCGGCUUUGAAGAAGUACAUUGCGGAAUUCUACCAUGAGGACCCAGAGGCCUUUUCCAAGGAGGUUCACGCCCUGGAGACCCUUCGCAACCAGGCCAUGCGCACCACCAAGGAUGGAGCUCCGGUGAUGAAGCGCUACUACUGCCAGCUACACGCCCUCCAGAAUCGAUUUCCCCAGCUGGCGGAUCGUGGGAUCUUCACCUUUACGUGGAAAGAUCUCUAUCACAGUGCUGUUCACGAGGUCAGCGAUUUGCGAUUCGAGCGGGCCGCCGUGCUGUUCAACAUUGCCGCAUCCCACACGCAAUCGGGAGCUUCUGUGACCCGUGGCGAUGUCGACGGCAUGAAGAUGGCCUGCACACACUUCCAGGCGGCCGCCUGGGCCUAUGGCGAGCUGAGGGAGCGCUAUGCCAAUGUCAAUAGUGGCGGGGAUUUCAUGACCCAGGAGCUGCUGGUGUUCCAGCAACAAGUGUGCUUUGCUCAGGCACAGGAAUGCAUUCUGGAGAAAUCACUGAUUGAUAACAGAAAGCCACACAUUGUGGCCAAGGUUACUGCUCAGAUUGUGGUCUACUAUGGAGCUGCACUCGCUGCUCUGCUGACCGGAGGAGAUGAGGGUCCAGUGGCCCAGGUCAUCGAUAGCUCUGUUUAUAAACUGUGGAAGAAAUACGUCCGUUUCAAGAUCAACUAUCUGACUUGUAUAUUGUACCUGUACCAAGGGCAACAUUCCGAGGAGAAGCGUCAGAUGGGCGAAAGGGUGACGCUCUACCAGGCCUCUUGGGACAAGCUAGAAGAGGCACGCAAAGAGUCCAAGGGUCUACCCGAUCAGCGAGAGAUUAAUGAAUCCCUGAGUUUCACCGCUGAUGUUGUGGAGGCCAAGCGCAAAAAUGCCAAAAACGAGAACGAGUUCAUUUACCAUGAGUCGGUGCCAGAACUAUCCACCAUUGCUGCGGUACAAGGUGCCAAUUUGGUGAAUGGAAUAGGCUUUCAAGUUACCGACGAGGAGCACUCGGGACCAGAUAUAUUUGCCCGAUUGGUGCCCAUGAAGGCCCACGAAGCCAGUUCUUUGUACAGCGAGGAGAAAGCCAAACUGCUGCGAAAGUAUGGAGCCCUGCUGGAGGAGAAGGACACCCAACUGGAGGCCUACAUGAGCUCCCUUACCUUGGAUAAUCUGAAUAUUAACGAGGAACAGGCUAAUAAGCUGCCUCAGGGCAUCGUCGAUCGCUGUGCUGCCUUGAAUGCCAACAAGACUGCUAUUAGCGAUCUUGUGGAGGCCAUGUCUCAGCUGGCUGAGAUUACAGCCGAUGUGGAGACAAAUCUGGGCGAGAUAUCGCAAAUGUUGGAGGCUGAAUCCAAAGCGGAGCGGGAGUUUCAAUCCGCCAGCGGUGUUCAACGAACUCCAAAUGCUCAUAUCACUGAGUUGACCCGAGAGUUCCAAAAGUACAGUGAGGCCCAUGCCCGCGCAGGGGAGUCUAAUAAUACCCUAAGAAAAGCCAUGAGCCUGCACGUAAAUAACCUAAAAAUCCUGGCCAGACCAUUGCCUGAGAUUCAACAACUGAUGCCCAAACUAAGUUCAGAAUUGAAUACUACCGAAAUCUUUAGAGAUGUGAAACUAAUACUCAAUAAAGUCAACGAAAUGAAGGCCCAGAGGGCUCAGUUUCAUGCGGACUUGAGGAUAGCCAUCAAUGAGGAUGAUAUAACUGGCAAAGUGAUUGCCCAUGGUGGGCAGGAGGGUCUCCAAGCUUUAUUCUCCACCGAACUGGCUAAGCACGACAAGAUCACCGAACUUCUGGACCAGAAUAUGGUGGCCCAGGCCAAUAUUCUGCAAGCUCUAACUGAAAACUAUGCCAAGGCAGCUCCAGUUUUAAAGACACUUCAGGACGUGAAGCAGAAACGUGAGCACUUCUACAGUUCUUUGGCGGCCUCUUACGACGUUUAUGAGGAUCUUUUGGCCAAAUCCGCCAAAGGCUUGGAAUUCUACAAGAAAUUGGCUGGGAAUGUGCAAAAGCUGCUUACCAGAUUUAGAUCUGCCAGGGAUGUUCAAUCCGAAGAGCGCCAGCAAAGGAUGCAGAGCGUCAAGGCGGCGACGCCUCCAGUGGUCAGCAAACCGACUCCGGAAGCAGCUCCAGCGCCAGCGGUUAGUAGCACUCCCAAGCUGAGGGAUUAUCUGAAGGCUAAGGCAGCAAUGGCGGAUGCCUCAAAUCCCACAACUUCUGGCUAUGUGCCCACAGUGCGUCCGGUGCCGGUGGGUUCGGAGAAUCCCACCCAGGCCACUUGUUCCUAUGCCACUGCACCGCCGAAUGAGCCACCUCCGCCGUACAGCCUUACUCAACAGCAGUAUUUCGACCCCAGUGCCGCAGGAUAUACGAAUCCCAUGUAUCAACAGCAGCAGCAGCACAUUGCUCCUCCGGCUUACAAGGCUCAAGCAUCUCCCAACUCGCAGACCCUGCACGGAGCAAUGGCUCAGAUGAAUCUGCAGAACCAGGCGCAGGAUAACAGCCAAGCGGGCUUGGGAUACAGCUACGGAUAUCCAAGUGGAGCAGUGCCUCCGCUGGCCUAUGCUGCACCUGGAACAGCUCCCGCAAGCUCAGCUUCCCAGGGAUUCAACGUCCAGCAACCGUUGUAUGUGGCCACUUCGGGUAAUCCCAAUCCGGUUGCAAAUCCCAGCGAGGUACCAGCCUCCUUGCAGGCACCGUUUGUCGUCAAUCAAAUGUCCAAUCCUUACCAAACAGCCGGAGGCUAUCCAGGACAGGCUUAUCAACAAACUCAACAGGCAGCUUAUCCACCGGCAGGUUCUGGUUACUCAGCAACUCCGCAGUCCUUGGGUUAUACUCCAAGUCAGCAGCAACAACCUGCGGCAUAUGCGCAGUCCCAAACAACACAGCAACAGGUGGCAGGCUAUCCGCAACAGCCAUCGACAGGAUAUUCCCAAUCGUUGACACCUCAGCAACCUGCAGGAUAUCCCCAGUCACAGACGCCGCAGCAACAGAUGACCGGCUAUCCCCAAUCUCAACAACCCACGGGAUUUACACAGUCGCAAACGCCUCAACAGCAGCAUACAGUUUAUCCACAGACACCGCAGCAACAGACAGGAGGAUAUACCCAAACCCAAACACCGCAGCAACAAGCAACAGGAUAUCCCCAAUCCCAAUCGCAGACACCACAGCAACAGCAAGGAGGAUAUCCCCAAUCCCAGAUACCGCAGCAACAGCCAGGGGGCUAUCCCCAAUCCCAAACACCGCAGCAACCACUGGCAUAUCAGCAGCAACCAUCGGCCUAUCCACAACAGCAGCAAUCUUCGGCAGUUGCUCCUCAGCAACCUUCUCUGUAUCCCUCGCAAGCUGUACAAGCAUCUCCUCAACCCAUUCCAGCCCAUCAGUCUGUGUCAUAUCCACAGCAAUACAGUGAUACCAAUGCAACUCUAGCUUCAGCUCCUGGCGUUUCUCCUGUUCCGAGUCCUGCUCCAACUCAGACUCCAGCACCCACUUCAUCUCAAGCUUCAGCUGUCACCUCUCCCAAUCCUGGAGCCACCUACAGCAGCUAUUCCAACCAUCCUGGCUACAGCUUCAAUCCCCAGACAGGUCAAUACGAGUACAGCAGUGGCUAUCAGCAGGAAAGCAGUGCCUUGAAGGGAUCCCAGGCAUCUCAGAACUACCAGUUCAGCCAGAGUGGCAAGCAGCAGUCGGUGGGAACCACAGAUUCGGAGAACGCCAAUCGCAGCAAUUCGGCAACGGGAUUCAAUUCACCUAUCGUGUCCCACACCAAGGCUAAUGUGCCAGCCAAGGAAUCCACUUCGGCGGAGGAGGGUAUGGAGUCGUCCAACUACUAUUCUGCUCCCUAUGGCUACCAUGGCAGUGUGACGCCCCAGCCGCACCAACAGCAGCCCACUCCCACGCCUCCAACGGGCUCCAUUUAUAUGCUGAGCGGAGCACAGAGCACAGCUCAGACGCAAACAACCACCAGUGGACCACCCUAUGCCUCCUCCAGCGCUACGGCCAAGGCUGAACCCAAAGCGGAGGUAGUGGCUCCCAAAGUAACCAGCAAUGUGGAUCUGCUUAGUGACCUGGACAUCGACUGCUCUGUGGCUGUGCCGCCGCCCAUGUUGCCGCAACCCGUGCUGCAGCCGCAGGUGGUGGCCACUCCCACGCCUCCGGGAAGUCAGGUGUCGGCUCCAGCUAAAGCCGAAAGUGUGGUAGAGCCCAUUGCGCCCAAAACGCCAGACAUUACCACAGCAGCCGUGGAAGAAGUAUCUUCAACUCCAGCUUCUAUACCAUUACCUCCAAAGUGCACCAGUCUGGACAAUCUCUCCAACUGCUCUGACCUAAGUUCCCUGGAGAACUUUGAUUGGGACUCGGUCUCGCUUACACAUUCCGCCAGUGAAAAUCAGCAAAAGGCACCUGCCGCCAAUGGCCAUUCGAACAAUUUUGCAUUCCAAGCCGAAACCUUUACCGAUGAAAAGACCACCAAAUAUUUCCAAAAGGAGGUGGAGAGCUACGAAAAAUUGCUGGAGAAUCUUCAUGUGAAAAUGCUGAAUGGGAAGACCCAACUGGGGGCCAAGUGGCAGGAGUUGCAGCAGAAACUGGACAAAGACGCGAGUGCCAACAAGAGAUCCACCACCAUUGCGAAAUUGUUCCCGGAGAAGAAUCGAUCGCUCGAUUGCCUGCCCUUCGAUCAUGCUAGAGUGAAACUGGACAAGCAGACAGAUGACUAUAUCAAUGCAGCCUACAUGAAGAACUUGAGUGCCGGCUGUCCCAAUUUCAUCGUUGCCCAGACUCCGCAGGCGAAUACCAUCAACGAUUUUUGGUCCAUGAUCUGGUCAGAAAAGUCACGCACUGUGGUUUGUCUGCAUACCACAAACGAGCUUUUUGAUCCCUACUGGCCUCAGAUAUUGGAUCAGACCACUCACUACGAUGAUUACACCGUGACCUGUGUGAAACUGCAGCAACUUAGCCACUGCUCCGAGUACCAACUCAAAUUAUCCAUGCAUGGAGCAGAUGCCGUGCUGGAUUUAUCUCUUCUGCAGCUAAAACAGUGGACUAAGGGUGCACCUGCUCAACUUUUGGGAGUGGCUCAAAAUGCGCUGGAGACCCAUCGACAGCGAUGCCAGGCGGCUAAUGCUCCUAAUUCUCCGCUCAUUAUGAACUGUUUAACGGGCUCCGAGCGUUCCGAACUGGUGGCCAUUGGUGUGUGUGCCAUAAUAGCCACUCAGAACAAGCAGCCCAUUCUGCUAAAUACGGUUGAUGUUUGGUCGCGCAUUUGUGCACAGCGUCAAAAUUCCCUGAGAGAUUCAGCCAUCCUGGAACAGUCCAUGCAAAUCGUGCUUUGCAAUGCUCACAAUGUCCUUAACAAGCGUGGCAUAAUGACCUCAUAUCAAAUGAAGAUGGCUCCGCAGGUGACUGCCAAGGAGCAGCAGGAGACCAAGGAUCCGCUCAACGAAUUGGAUGCACUUUGGAAGCUGAAAUAAACGACUGAACCAACCAAUCGCGGCAGAGAACUAAAGAUAUAUUUCUAAUCAAACACGAGUAUUUAUACAACUAUUUAAUUGUGCAAACCUAUUUUCAACGAUCUGACAUUGUUGCAAACAAUUUAAGGCAAGAGAAAAGUAUUUAAAGGGAUAUCAAAAUCAUUUUUUUAUCUAUAUCAUAAUCUACUCUUUCAACUGUUAUAUAAAGUGUAUUUCGAAGCGAA
This is a messenger RNA of Drosophila subpulchrella, 5883 nucleotides long. It is a transcript of the gene mop, whose product is annotated as tyrosine-protein phosphatase non-receptor type 23. Gene Ontology annotation, cellular component: endosome. The record is from RefSeq and is a predicted model, not a curated record. Gene Ontology annotation, molecular function: protein tyrosine phosphatase activity; protein binding. NCBI's taxonomy places the organism in Eukaryota, Metazoa, Arthropoda, Insecta, Diptera, Drosophilidae. The transcript has 10 exons. Gene Ontology annotation, biological process: early endosome to late endosome transport; protein dephosphorylation; endocytic recycling. Bases 134 to 5659 code for a protein of 1841 amino acids.